Molecule: messenger RNA, 2191 nt
Organism: Scatophagus argus
Lineage: Eukaryota; Metazoa; Chordata; Actinopteri; Scatophagidae
Product: glucosamine-6-phosphate isomerase 2
Exons: 7
Coding region: 161-988 (275 amino acids)
Biological process (GO): D-glucosamine catabolic process; carbohydrate metabolic process; N-acetylneuraminate catabolic process
Cellular component (GO): cytoplasm
Molecular function (GO): glucosamine-6-phosphate deaminase activity; identical protein binding
Source: RefSeq, a predicted model, not a curated record
GUGAAGUUACAGUUUUCCCCGACUGUGGCCCACGAGCACUUCCUUGUUCCGCGUUGACGUCACGUGACCGGUAGUUGACGCAUCAUGUGACAAAACAGCCGUUUCUGAACACCUGGUUCCUCGUCUGACAAAAAGCCUGUUUUAGCAGUAAGCCAAUACAAUGAGGCUAGUAAUUCUGGACGACUAUGACCUGGCCAGUGAGUGGGCAGCAAAAUACAUCCGCAACAGAAUCAUCCAGUUCAGUCCGUCCGCUGAAAGAUACUUUACCCUGGGUUUGCCUACAGGGAGUACUCCUUAUGGCUGUUACCAGAAGUUAAUUGAAUAUUACAGAAAUGGAGAUAUUUCAUUCAAAUAUGUGAAAACAUUCAAUAUGGAUGAAUACGUAGGUCUACCCCGUGGACAUCCAGAGAGCUAUCACUCCUACAUGUGGAACAACUUCUUCAAGCACAUCGACAUUGAACCAGCCAAUGCUCACAUCCUGGAAGGAAACGCAGACGACUUGGAGGCGGAGUGUCAGGCUUACGAGCAGAAGAUCGCAGAGGCCGGAGGGAUUGAGUUAUUUGUAGGAGGUAUUGGCCCUGAUGGUCACAUAGCGUUCAAUGAGCCAGGUUCUAGCCUUGUUUCCAGGACCAGAGUGAAAACCCUGGCUAAGGACACCAUUGUGGCCAAUGCACGUUUUUUUGGCAAUGACCUCUCCAAGGUUCCCACCAUGGCUCUGACUGUGGGUGUAGGAACUGUCAUGGACGCCAAGGAGGUGAUGAUUCUGAUCACAGGAGCACACAAAGCCUUUGCUUUGUAUAAAGCCAUAGAGGAGGGAGUGAACCACAUGUGGACUGUUUCAGCCUUCCAGCAGCACCCGCGCACCAUCUUUGUUUGUGAUGAAGAUGCCACCCUCGAGCUACGAGUCAAAACUGUCAAAUACUUCAAAGGUUUAAUGCAUGUUCAUAAUAAACUGGUGGACCCAGUGCUCAGCAUGAAGGACCAGUGAAACCAAGAUCACCCGGGAGGAGAGCUGACAGUGUCAAGAUGGUCAGAGAGCCAUGGAUCUGAGUGGAUAGCCUUGUUACUUCUGCUACUGUUUUAUACCCGAAUGUCUGAGUGAUUGUCCUCACCUGUGCAUGUAUUCAUUGACUAAAACUGUCUUUGGAAAAUGUCGGAUAGGUCAGAUAUUAAUAAGUGCUAAAUGAUCAGGUAUGAUGAAUUAUAGAUGUAAUCAUGAAGUGGCUGCUCUCAUCAGCAGUGGAGAUUAUCUCUCUGAGACUGUUUGUUUAGCACUUGGCAUUUAAAGGAUAGUUCCAGUUGAUUUUUUUUAAAUAUUUUAUUUUGAAUACCCUGCACAUGUUCAUGUUUUCCCUUAAUGUGUCAUCACAUGGCCAGAGGAAGCAAGUACUGCACCACUGAGCAAUCAUGGAACUUACUUAACACAAAUGAAUGUGAUCAAAAGUGGCCUUUGACUUUGCUUUGCUUUGGCUUUUGUAUGCUUUUAGCAUUCAUGUGUCUUAGAGAUGUGAAAUGUGGACUUGGUCAGUCCUUCUCCUUCACCGUGCGCACCCACAGCGCACUGCAGGACACUAAAGUCGAAGUUUUAAUUAAUGCCAGUUAAAAUAACCUCAACCCCAAAGUUAUUAGCCUUUUUUCAGAGGUUUUAACUGUUUCUCAAGGCCUUCAUCAGUGAAGUGAGUUUUUUUCUUUAGUUGUCAUCAUGUGACCCAAUUACAGUCACAUAUAGCUGGUCAUCCACUGACUCCUGGAUAAUGACUUUUGACCUCUUCCAGUGAAUGCCUUGAGAGAGAUUGUUGUCUGGUGUCCAGAGACCCACUGCAGCGGGUUCUUGUACCACUUCGACACUUCUGUCCAUGUAGAGUGAAUAAUUAACUGGUAUCAGGCAAAGUUCAAAGUGCAGCUUGAUGACAAGCUUUUCUCCCACUGUCUAACCACCAAAGUUCCUCUCUAAUGCAACAACUUAAUUAAUUGUAUAGUCAUCUCCUUCGCAGCCUUUCAGGUGUUAUAGUAGCAUGAUUUGAUUGCAUUUUUAGUGUUUGGACACAACAUUCCCUCCAUGGUUUUCUUUGAUCUAAUGCCACUCCUUCGGUUUAUCAAGCUGUUACAGUUGUUACUUCUAGUUAGUGUUUUUUGCACAUGUACUGUUUUAACUCUAAUGACAAUAAAUAAAAAAAAAGUUUGCCAAGAA